Messenger RNA from Plodia interpunctella (Indianmeal moth), 1064 nucleotides. Its product is annotated as hornerin-like. NCBI's taxonomy places the organism in Eukaryota, Metazoa, Arthropoda, Insecta, Lepidoptera, Pyralidae. The coding region runs from base 25 to 978 and encodes 317 amino acids. The record is from RefSeq and is a predicted model, not a curated record. The transcript has a single exon.
UCGUGGUACGGUCCGCAUCUCAAGAUGGUCAAAGUGGCAUUAGGAGCUUUAGCGAUUGCGGCGGCUGCGACGGCAGUGCAGGUCCCGGCGGCCACCAGCUACAUCUACCGGAGCGACAAUGGAGGCCCAGCGAGCCUCAUACAGCUUGGUGGUCACGGAUAUCCAGCCCUACCUCUGCCUCUACCUGCCCCUAUUGCUGAACCCUUAGCACCCAUUGAUGCGUACGCAAUUGGACCAGUCCCGUUACCGUAUGUCGCAGCUAAACCUAUUGUAGUUUUAGACGAAGAAGAUGAUGAUGAAGAAGAGGAAUACGAAGAUGGCAUCGAGGGUUUGGAACAUGGUCAUGAGUACGAAAAGGGAAGUGGCAGCAAUUAUGGUGAAGAAUAUCACAAAGCUCAUGGCGAGAAAGGAAGCAAAGGAUAUAACUCUAAGGGACAUCACGCUAAGGGCGCUGCAGGACAUUACGGAAAGGAGCAUAAUGAGGGAUACUACAGUGAAGGUGAAGGAGAAAAAGGAGUGAAGUACGACAAAGCUGAUGCUCAUGGCAAACAUUAUGAAUCAGGAGAAAGUUACAAGGGAGGUGAUCACGGGCACAAGAAGCAUUCCAGCAAGGGCGAGGAAAUUACCGGAUACCACAAAGUCUUCAACAAGGACGAGUUCAAGAAAGACCACGAUUUCUACGAUGUUGCCGACAACAGUGGUCACUUCAAAAAGCACGGCUAUGAGAAGAAGCACCAUGGCGCUGAGAAGGGAGGUCACAAAGAGGGUGGGCACCACGACGCGGCUUUUGACAAGGGUGAGUUUGGAAAGGGUGGUUCGUAUGCUGAGGGAAAUGUUGAUGAUGCUGAAAAUAAUCAUUCGGCUGAGGAGGGCUAUGAAAGCCACUACAAAAAGGGUGAAGAUUACGGCAAGAAGGGUGGAAGUGGGCACGAGAAAGAAUAUGGCUACGACGAUGAUGAUGAUGAUGAAGAAUACUGAACGAAUGAAUUGAUAUAGAUAGGCUUAUUUAUUAACGAUUUUGUUAUGUUUGAUACAAUAUAAAUCUGUAAAUAUUUUUGUAUUGA